AUACGAUUUGUUCAAAUGAAAGAUUGACAAUGAAUACCCACUAGGAAAUAAGGAUUAGAAAAUCUUUGUGAUAUGUUGGUUGCCUAAUCAAAAUCUAAUCGAGCAAACGACCGUUUAUUGUCAGUCAUCCCGUAUAUCUUCUGAUCACCGCCAUCUUAUAAUCCAACCUACAACUUUCUGCAUUUAAUUCUUUAUUAUAAUUAUUAUAAACAAUUUAUGCAGUGUUUUAGCAACAAAUAUGUUUGUUCAUAACUAUUGCGUAUAUUAGAAGUCCCGCCGUAACCACAAUUUAUUAAUAAACAACGCAAAAAGAUCAGUUCGCCAUCAACCACCAUCAAUGGCGAUGUCUUUGGCAAAUUUCGCCUUCAAAGGCCCCAAUUUGCUGCCCCCCUUCAGGCAGGCCCUGAAAAAUAGUGCCGCCUUCCUGCAUACAAGCAAAGUCGAUAAUGCGGCCAAGUGGUACCCCGACGCCGAGUGGAUGGAUCAGUUCAAGGGGCCGGUGAUGAUGCCCGACGAGGUGACGAGCAAGUGGAUGAUACCGCCGUGGAACGCGCAGAUAGCGCCCGUCGAGAAGCAAGUGAAAAAUCUCACUCUCAACUUCGGACCGCAGCAUCCGGCCGCUCACGGCGUGCUACGGCUGGUCUUGGAGCUCGACGGCGAGGUGGUGAAACGUUCCGACCCGCACAUCGGGCUUCUGCAUCGCGGCACCGAGAAGUUGAUCGAGUACAAGACGUACAUGCAGGCCUUGCCUUACUUCGAUCGAUUGGACUAUGUCUCGAUGAUGUGUAACGAGCAGUGUUAUAGUUUGGCGAUUGAAAAAUUGUUGAAUAUCGACGUGCCGUUGCGGGCCAAGUACAUCAGAACUUUGUUUGGGGAAAUCACCCGUCUGCUUAACCACCUGAUGGCGAUAGGGACGCACGCGCUCGAUAUUGGCGCACUUACUCCAUUCUUCUGGUUGUUCGAGGAGCGAGAGAAAAUGAUGGAGUUCUAUGAGCGAGUAUCGGGUGCACGAAUGCACGCCGCCUACAUCCGCCCUGGGGGUGUAUCUAUGGACCUACCAAUGGGUCUCCUCGACGACAUCCACGAUUUCGCGUCGAAAUUCAGCGAACGCCUCGACGAGGUGGAAGACGUGCUAACCACAAACCGUAUUUGGGUGCAGCGUACCGAAGAUAUCGGCGUGGUGUCCGCCGAGGACGCGCUCAACUACGGAUUCAGCGGUGUGAUGCUGAGAGGCUCGGGCAUAAUGUGGGAUCUGCGCAAGGUGCAGCCGUACGACGCGUACGAUCUGGUCGAAUUUGACGUACCGAUCGGCGUUAAGGGCGACUGCUACGAUCGGUACCUCUGCAGGGUGGAGGAGAUGAGGCAGUCGUUGCGGAUCAUCGAUCAGUGCAUCAAUCAGAUGCCGGCCGGCGACGUCAAGACGGACGACGCCAAGGUGACCACGCCGAGCCGGGCCGAGAUGAAGAUGUCGAUGGAGGCCCUGAUUCAUCACUUCAAGCUCUUCACUCAAGGCUUCCAGGUCCCCCCCGGUUCCACGUAUACGGCGAUCGAAGCGCCAAAGGGAGAGUUCGGUGUUUAUCUGGUUUCAGAUGGCGGCUCGAUGCCGUACCGAUGCAAAAUAAAGGCGCCGGGCUUCGCGCAUUUGGCGGCGUUGGAUAAGUUGGGCAAAAAUCAUAUGCUGGCGGACAUUGUUGCCAUUAUUGGUACCUUGGAUGUUGUUUUUGGAGAAAUCGAUCGUUAAAACGUUUGUUGAUAGUGAAUUUUUAUUUAAAUAUAAAGUUAGCUUAUUAAGUUUUGAAA
Messenger RNA from Photinus pyralis (common eastern firefly), 1800 nucleotides. RefSeq names its product NADH-ubiquinone oxidoreductase 49 kDa subunit (gene ND-49). Gene Ontology annotation, molecular function: NADH dehydrogenase (ubiquinone) activity; NAD binding; quinone binding. Gene Ontology annotation, biological process: mitochondrial electron transport, NADH to ubiquinone. The record is from RefSeq and is a predicted model, not a curated record. The coding region runs from base 338 to 1741 and encodes 467 amino acids. The transcript is spliced from 5 exons. Lineage: Eukaryota; Metazoa; Arthropoda; Insecta; Coleoptera; Lampyridae.